Molecule: messenger RNA, 1971 nt
Organism: Hirsutella rhossiliensis
Lineage: Eukaryota; Fungi; Ascomycota; Sordariomycetes; Hypocreales; Ophiocordycipitaceae
Product: ssDNA-binding domain of telomere protection protein
Exons: 4
Coding region: 1-1971 (656 amino acids)
Biological process (GO): regulation of telomere maintenance via telomerase; telomere capping
Cellular component (GO): chromosome, telomeric region; nuclear telomere cap complex
Molecular function (GO): telomerase inhibitor activity; G-rich strand telomeric DNA binding
Source: RefSeq, a predicted model, not a curated record
AUGGCUCAACUUACAGGCUGCAAGCUGCCCUCGGGCUACGUCGCCGUGCGCGAUAUUCUUGACGGCAAGUUCGCCGUGGGAUCCAGAGUCAGCGUUGUUGGACUCGUGACAGACUUCAGGGCCCCGAUUCCAACCAGAGGAACAGAUUGGAAAUGCCAGAUGCGAUUCUACGAUCAGUCCGUCGAGGACGACGACAACGAGUCGCUUCUGGUGAAUAUCUUCCGGCCCGAGAGCGACAUGCCCGAUGCGAGCUGCGGUGACGUAGUUGCCAUUCUCGCUGCCAAAGUGCAAAGGUUUCGCUCCGAGUACUUUUCCUUGUGCACUCACCUUGCCACUGUGAUCCAUGUCUACGAGACCAGUAAGAUUCCCAAACCUCCAAGGGACGCGACCUCUGCCUUGCGCCCGUCCAACGCGAAAGAGGCGCCAAGUCGAGCUCAGGGCGAGUUCGUCUCUGUCCUCCAUGACUCCAUCAACAAGACCAGACUUCCUUCCGAUUCGCGGUUUGAAUCCAUGAAGGAAAUGUCCGUCAAUGUCAACAAAAAGCUCUGCGCGCUUCAAGACGUGUGGGAUGGUAGAUUCGCCGAUGUCAUCGCGCAAAUCGUCAGGGAUCCGUACGACUUGGUCGACAAAAUAUGUCUUUGGAUAUCCGACUACACGGAGAACCCGUCCUUCUUUCACUUUUCGUACACAGGCAACGACGGCCAAACAGGAGAUCCUUAUGGCUACGGGGCCAAUUUCUCGGAUGGCACAAAGAACGAGUGGGCAGGUCCAUUUGGGAAGCGAAGCAUGCAAGUGACAUGCUUCGAUCCGCAUGCCUCAGUAAUUCGCAGUAGCGGCCUAUCCAAUGGAUCGUGGAUACUUUUGCGCAAUUUGCAAAUCAAAUUGGGGCGCAACGGCUCAAACCUAGAAGGCUACCUGCGGGAGGAUCGCUCAGCUCAGGGGCCCAAGAUCAAUGUGACGCGCCUAGACCCGACUCAAGAUCCCGAAGGGAUCAGUCCGCUGUUCAAGGAUGCGAUUCGUCGCAAGCGAGACUACGAAAGGAGUAAAAAGGAUCAGCUCAAGGAGAUCACCGAGGCAGCCCUGGCAGGACAGAAACGGAGAGCCGACAUGGGACCGGAUAGCGAGCCAAAGAAAAGAAAAAAGAACAAAAACAAGAGGAAGAAGAAGCGCCAGAACUCGGACGCAUUACAGGGGGCGCAGGAGGGAGAGCCAGAAGGCACCCUCGUCUCGGUGCCAGACAUGAACACGCAAGUGAAAUGCGAAAACGAGAACAAGCCUCUGAGCCUCAUCGCGGAUAUCUUGGAGCCCGUGCAUCAUGAAACGACCGUUGACGGGGAGGCUGUCAAGCUACAACUACCAUUCGUCAACGCCAAGUACCGCAGCAACGUGCGUGUGGUCGACUUCAUGCCCUCCCACUUAGAGGACUUUUCCCGCCCCAGGAAGGUCUCGGAGUACGACAGCCUCUCAGACCACGAGUCCGAGUCCGAGUCGGAAGCAGAGGCGACGACCUCGGCGGCCACCACGGCCUGGGAAUGGCGCUUCUACCUGGAACUGGAGGAUGCAGUUGUCAGGCCCGGACAGCAGAAGAAGAGGUUCUGGGUCCUUGUGGACAACCAGGCCGCGCAGUGCCUGAUGGACUUGGACGCCUCAGACCUAAGGCGCAACCACGAAGACCUCGAGGCGCUGCGCAGCCGGCUGUUCAUCUUGUGGGGAGAGCUCGAGGAGCACAAAGCGCGAGCGGAGAAGCUAGCUGCAGAGAGCACCCAUAACCGGCCUCCGGACGACAGCGACGACGACAAGCGCCGGGCUGCCAAGACGACGCGGACCUCAGCGAACCGCCCCUUUUCGUGCUGCAUCCGCCAGUACGGCGUCAAGAUGGCCGAGCCCGACAGGCGGAAGGCCGAUGCAGGCGACGGGAGGCGGUGGCAGAGGAUGUUUGGGUUGUUUGGCACCCGGGUGGCGACGAUGUAA